Molecule: messenger RNA, 1674 nt
Organism: Penicillium riverlandense
Lineage: Eukaryota; Fungi; Ascomycota; Eurotiomycetes; Eurotiales; Aspergillaceae
Product: CocE/NonD family hydrolase
Exons: 1
Coding region: 1-1674 (557 amino acids)
Molecular function (GO): dipeptidyl-peptidase activity
Source: RefSeq, a predicted model, not a curated record
AUGGAAGUCCCUGGCAAGAACCCAUGCGGCGUGAAGCCCUUCUACUGGAAGAAGGGUCUCGACCCCAAGGAGACAACCCGACCUCCCCUCAUCCAAAAUCGCGAGGAAAUUGCAGAUAACAUGCAAAUCACCUGGGAUGUGCCGGUUACCAUGCGCGAUGGCGUCAAAGUCUACGUGGAUGUUUUCCGUCCUGCAGGCUCCACAGGAAAGUUACCCAUCAUCUUCACUUUCAGCCCCUACGGCAAGCAUGGACCCAAGACAUUCGACAUUUUCCCCGGCGCCGGUGUCCCCAAGGGCUGGGUAUCAAAGUACGCGGUCUGGGAAAGCAUCGACCCCGUUGUGUGGACCAAGAAAGGCUAUGCCGUCAUCAAUGGUGAUAGCCGGGGCUCCUGGGGCUCCGAAGGAGACCUGGAAAUCUUCAGCCAGCAAGAGAGCCGUGAUGGCCAUGACUGUAUAGAAUGGGCCGGCACACUGCCUUGGUCGACCGGUAAAGUCGGCAUGAUCGGUGUGUCCUACCUGUCUAUCGUACAAUGGGGAAUCGCAGCCCAGAACCCUCCUCAUCUCGCUGGAUUCAUUCCCUGGGAGGGCUUUACCGACUUCUACCGAGACUACACCCACCAUGGCGGGAUCCCAGAGACCAGGUUCCUUCACUUCACGCAGUGGUCCUGCCGUAGCGGCGUCAACCUGGUGGAGGAUCUGAUCAAAAACAACAAGGCCCACCCUCUCCUGGAUGAUUACCAUCGUUCCAAGUGUGUCCAGGACCUUUCCAAGAUCACCGCCCCGGCCUAUGUUGUUGCAGACUGGGGUGACCACGGUAUGCAUACCCGUGGAACUUUGAACGGGUUUGUCGGAAUCAGCUCCAAGGAAAAAUGGCUCGAGGUCCACGGGCGCAAGAAGUGGCGCUACUUCUUCGAGCUAGAGAGUGUUCAACGUCAAGAAGCUUUCUUUCAGAAGUUCCUUAAGGGCGAGCCUAGUGAGAUUGACAACUACCCCAAGGUCCGCCUGGAGAUCCGCGAUCGAGCCUGGGCCGGUCAAUUCAGGGCCGAGAAAGAAUGGCCUCUUGCUCGUACGCAGUACACCAAAAUGUAUCUCGAUGUGAAGGCAAAGCAGCUCGUCGACCAGGCCCCUUCUUCUCUUGAGGCAGCCAGCUACAAGUCCCAAGUCGUGGACGAUGCUCUUCGCUUCCAUUUCAAAUUCUCCGCAGAUACUGAGCUCACGGGCAAUAUGCGUCUUCGACUGUGGGUUGCCACCGAUCAAGGCCAGGACAUGGAUCUUUUCGUGCAACUGGACAAGCUCGACAAAGACGGCAACAUUACCCCCUUCGUGGCCUUUUCGAUGAUUGACGACGGUCCUCUCGGCUUGGGUUGGCUGCGCGUUAGCCAUCGUGAGUUAGAUAAUGUGAAAACCACCAUCGAUAGGCCCUAUCACACUCACGAACGGAAGCUUCUUCUGCGUCCAAAUGAAAUCGUCCCUGUGGAUAUUGAGAUCCUGCCCACCUCGACUCUGUUUCGUGCAGGUGAGACACUGCAGCUCAGAAUCCAGGGCAAUGACAGCUUCCGUCAUAAGACCCCGGAUGUUGUUCAGUUCCAUGAAAACUCUGUCAACGAGGGAAACCACUUUGUUUAUUCCGGAAACACAUACGAGUCAUUCCUUGUCUUCCCUAUCAUCGAAUAA